Messenger RNA from Metarhizium album ARSEF 1941, 1017 nucleotides. RefSeq names its product Sec14 cytosolic factor. The coding region runs from base 1 to 1017 and encodes 338 amino acids. The transcript has 4 exons. NCBI's taxonomy places the organism in Eukaryota, Fungi, Ascomycota, Sordariomycetes, Hypocreales, Clavicipitaceae. The record is from RefSeq and is a predicted model, not a curated record.
AUGGAUAUCGACAAGAAGUACGACAACUACGACUUCCCCGUCACCGCUGCCGAGCCUCAGAAUGGCCAUGCUGGUCAUCUUAACCAGCAGCAGAUUGCCCAGGUCCACCAGCUGCGUAUGAUGCUCGAGGCUGAGGGAUACACGGAUCGUCUGGACACAUUGACUUUGUUGAGAUUCCUGCGAGCACGCAAGUGGGAUGUCAACUUGUCCAAGGCCAUGUUCAUUGAUACCGAAAAGUGGCGAAAGAAGACCAAGCUCGACGAGACCGUUCCCACCUGGAAUUACCCCGAGAAGCCCGAGGUUGCCAAGUACUACAAGCAGUUCUACCACAAGACCGACAAGGAUGGCCGUCCCAUUUACAUUGAGACACUCGGCGGUAUUGACCUUACUGCCAUGUACAAAAUCACCACCUCUGAGCGGAUGCUCACCAACCUUGCCGUCGAGUACGAGCGACUCGCCGACCCACGGCUGCCCGCCUGUUCUCGCAAGGUUGGCAACCUUUUGGAGACUUGCUGCACCAUCAUGGACCUCCAAGGCGUUACCCUGACCAAGGUCCCGUCCGUCUACUCCUACGUUCGCUCGGCUUCCGAAAUCUCUCAGAACUACUACCCCGAGCGUCUGGGAAAGCUGUUCCUGAUCAACGCGCCGUGGGGUUUCUCAACUGUCUGGAGCGUAGUCAAGGGUUGGCUUGACCCCGUCACCGUCAAGAAGAUUCAUAUUCUUGGCAGUAGCUACCAGACCGAGCUGUUGAAGCACGUCGACCGCGAGAGUCUGCCCGUCGAAUUUGGGGGUACGUGCAGAUGCGACGGUGGCUGUGAGAACAGCGAUGCCGGUCCGUGGCACGACCCAGAAUGGGCUCGACCUGCCUGGUGGGAAAAGACAGAAGAGAAGAUCAUUCAGAACGACGGCUCCAAGAUUGAGACGGCCCAAGAGGCCCCUGCUGCUGAGCCCGUCCUUGUCGCCGAAAAGGCCCAGGACGAGAUAAAGGGCGAGGCAAAGCAGGCUGCUACCGCUUAA